Molecule: messenger RNA, 8719 nt
Organism: Phycodurus eques (leafy seadragon)
Lineage: Eukaryota; Metazoa; Chordata; Actinopteri; Syngnathiformes; Syngnathidae
Gene: kif1ab
Product: kinesin family member 1Ab
Exons: 47
Coding region: 288-5489 (1733 amino acids)
Biological process (GO): microtubule-based movement; vesicle-mediated transport; cytoskeleton-dependent intracellular transport
Cellular component (GO): kinesin complex; dendrite; axon
Molecular function (GO): ATP hydrolysis activity; ATP binding; plus-end-directed microtubule motor activity
Source: RefSeq, a predicted model, not a curated record
UGUUUAUCCGCUCCCCAUCUCCUGCCCCCUCCUUCCUCUUCUCGCCGUCACCCAUUCUCGUCUAAAUUGACACUCAACCCAGCCAGGCUCCCACCGUCCAUCCAUCCAUCUUCUCUCCUUUCCCUGGGGCCGAGUGCAGUAGGGAAAGGAGGCUGUAAACGGAGGACGGCAGACACGACAAAAAUCGGAACCGGCGAAGCCUGGUGCUGAUUCUCGCGCGACGCCAUCGAGGUGUCUGGCGUGUGUGCUUUUCAGUGCUGCCGCCCACUCCCACAGUAACCAGUAACAUGGCCGGGGCAUCGGUCAAAGUGGCGGUGAGGGUUCGGCCCUUCAACUCCAGAGAAAUGGCCAAGGACAGCAAAUGCAUCAUUCAGAUGACAGGAAACACCACAACAAUCCUGAACCCCAAACAGCCAAAAGAAAACAAGAGUUUCAACUUUGACUAUUCCUACUGGUCUCACACCACGCCCGAGGACAUCAACUAUGCGUCCCAGAUGCAAGUGUACAAGGACAUCGGCGAGGAGAUGCUGCUCCACGCAUUUGAAGGCUACAACGUGUGCAUAUUUGCAUACGGACAGACAGGAGCGGGCAAGAGCUACACCAUGAUGGGAAGGCAGGAGACUGACCAACAGGGCAUCAUACCUCUGCUCUGUGAGGACCUUUUUACCAAGAUUAGUGACAGCAAUAAUGACAACAGCAUGUCUUACUCUGUGGAGGUGAGUUACAUGGAAAUCUACUGCGAGCGUGUGCGUGACUUGCUAAACCCCAAAAACAAAGGGAACCUGCGAGUAAGAGAGCAUCCUCUGAUGGGACCCUACGUGGAAGACUUGUCCAAGCUGGCUGUCACCUCUUACAACGACAUCCAGGACCUGAUGGACUCUGGAAACAAGGCCAGAACUGUCGCUGCUACAAACAUGAACGAGACCAGCAGCCGCUCCCAUGCCGUCUUUAACAUCAUCUUCACUCAGAAGAAACAUGACUCAGAGAGUGAAAACACAUCAGAAAAGGUCAGCAAAAUCAGCCUGGUGGACCUGGCUGGUAGCGAGCGGGCCGACUCUACCGGCGCAAAAGGAACCAGACUGAAGGAAGGAGCCAACAUCAACAAAUCUCUGACCACACUGGGCAAAGUUAUCUCUGCUUUAGCUGAGCAGGACUCAGCCCCAAACAAGAACAAAAAGAAGAAGAAGGUGGAGAAUUUCAUUCCCUACAGAGAUUCAGUCCUGACGUGGCUACUGAGGGAGAACUUGGGUGGAAAUUCUCGUACGGCCAUGGUGGCUGCCCUCAGUCCUGCUGAUAUCAACUACGAUGAAACCCUCAGUACACUCCGGUACGCUGACCGCGCCAAGCAGAUCCGCUGCAACGCUGUCAUCAACGAGGACCCGAACAACCGUCUGGUACGCGAGUUGAAAGAGGAGGUGGCCCGCCUCAAAGACCUGCUCUAUGCUCAGGGCCUUGGCGACAUCAUUGAGAACCUGUGCGAUUACAAGAACUUUGUGAAUGAUCGCCAGGCUGUCAAUCAAAGGGGUGAUCUCUCCACAGUGACCAAUGCCAUGACGGGUAUGAGCCCCUCCCCCUCGCUGUCGGCCAUGUCCAGUCGCGCCGCCUCCAUCAGCAACCUCCACGAUCGCAUUUUCAGCCCGGCCAGCGAGGAGGCCAUCGAGAGGCUCAAGGAAACAGAGAAAAUCAUUGCAGAACUCAAUGAAACUUGGGAAGAGAAACUACGGCGUACUGAGGCCAUUCGCAUGGAGAGAGAGGCCUUACUGGCUGAGAUGGGUGUUGCCAUGAGAGAAGAUGGAGGCACUGUUGGCGUUUUCUCCCCAAAAAAGACACCACAUCUGGUCAACCUGAACGAGGACCCACUGAUGUCCGAGUGCCUGCUGUACUACAUUAAAGACGGCAUGACAAAGGUUGGUCGUGAGGAUGCCAAGGCGCGGCAGGACAUUGUGCUCAGUGGACAUUUUAUCCGAGAUGAGCAUUGCACCUUCAGCAGCACCACAGGCCCUCAGGGAGAAGGUUGCGUGGUUUUGGAGCCAUGUGAAGAUGCUGAAACGUACGUUAAUGGAAAGCGAGUGACGUCGCCCACUGUGCUGCGCUCAGGCAACCGCAUCAUCAUGGGCAAGAGUCACGUGUUCCGCUUCAACGACCCAGAGCAGGCCCGGCUGGAGCGCGAGAAGACGCCGUGCGCUGAGACGCCGGUGGAGCCCGUCGACUGGGCCUUCGCUCAGAGGGAGCUGCUGGAGAAGCAAGGCAUCGACAUGAAGCAGGAGAUGGAGCAGAGGCUUCAGGAGCUUGAGGAUCAAUACCGUAAAGAAAGAGAAGAAGCGAGUAUCUUGCUGGAACAACAGAGGCUGGAUUAUGAGAGUAAACUGGAGGCUCUCCAGAAGCAGGUGAACUCCCGCUACCUGGAGUCCCCCGAGGAAGAAGAGGAACCAGAGGAAGAAGUGCCGUGGACCAAGCGCGAGACGGAGCUGGCUCUGUGGGCCUUCAGGAAGUGGCGCUUCUACCAGUUCACCUCGCUUCGGGAUCUGCUUUGGGGUAACGCCAUCUUCCUCAAGGAGGCCAACGCUAUUAGUGUAGAGCUGAAAAAGAAGGUCCAGUUCCAGUUCGUCCUUCUGACGGACACCCUGUAUUCCCCCCUGCCUCCCGACCUACUGCCUCCCAGUGAGUCCAAGGAAACGGAGAGGCGACCGUUCCCGCGGACCAUCGUAGCCGUGGAAGUGCAGGACCAAAAGAACGGAGCCACUCAUUACUGGACUCUGGAGAAGCUCAGGCAAAGACUGGACCUGAUGAGAGAAAUGUACGAUCGGGCCGCAGAGCUCCCCAGUAACGCCGUGGAAGACUGUGACCAUGCUCUCACUGGUGGAGAUCCUUUCUACGACCGCUUCCCGUGGUUCCGUCUGGUUGGCAGAGCAUUUGUGUACCUGAGCAACCUGCUGUAUCCUGUUCCAUUGGUCCAUCGUGUGGCCAUCGUGAGCGAGAAAGGCGAAGUGAAGGGCUUCCUCAGAGUGGCUGUGCAGGCCAUUUCAGCGGAUGAAGAAGCUCCAGAUUACGGUUCUGGUGUGAGGCAGUCUGGCACGGCCAAAAUCUCCUUUGAAGAUAAACAGUUUGAGAAGUUCCAGACUGAGUCGUGUACACCAGGCACUCUUUCCCACUCAAACACCUCCGAGGAGGAACUCCGCAUUGUGGAAGGAGAAGGUCAAAAUGUGGAGAUGGGAAUCUCUGCAGAUGAAGUCAACAACAACACAUGUGAAGCUACCCCGGAGCCUCUACCCAGCCCCAUGAAGAGCUCGGGACUGGGUCUAGAUCUUCCUUUGGAGCUCUUGCCAGAGAAGGCUUUGUCCCACCUGAUGAUAGGCAGCACCUUCACCUUCAGAGUCACCGUGUUGCAGGCCUCCAGCAUCUCGGCCGAGUACGCCGACAUUUUCUGCCAGUUCAACUUCAUCCACCGCCACGAUGAAGCAUUUUCCACCGAGCCGCUGAAGAACACUGGCAGGGGGCCGCCACUUGGCUUCUACCAUGUGCAAAAUAUCUCAGUGGAGGUGACCAAGUCAUUUGUGGAGUACAUCAGGACCCAGCCCAUCGUCUUUGAGGUGUUUGGUCACUAUCAGAAGCAGCCUUUCCCACCCCUCUGCAAGGACUUAAUCAGGUCAGGAUUUAAUGGAUCCAUAGUUGAUAUCUUUAAGAUACGUGAAAUUUCCACAAAAGUGACUUCUGUGCCUUUCAGUCCACUAAGACCUUCCAGAAGGCAGUUCCCCAGAGUGAUGCCUUUGUCCAAACCAGUACCAGCCACCAAACUCAGCACUCUGACCCGCUCUGCCGCCGGACCUUGUCACUCCAAAUAUGACCUCAUGGCCUUUUUUGAGAUCUGUGAGCUGGAAGCCAGCGGAGACUACAUCCCAGCUGUUGUCGACCACCGAGGCGGGAUGCCCUGCCACGGCACGUACCUCCUGCAUCAGGGUAUUCAGAGGAGGAUCACAGUCACCAUCGCUCAUGAAAGCGGGAACGACAUUGAAUGGAAGGAGGUAAAGGAGCUGGUUAUUGGUCGCAUCCGAAACACUCCGGAGGCUGAUGAGACCAUCAUAGACCCCAACAUCCUCUCAUUGAACAUCCUGUCUUCCGGAUAUUUCUGGCCAAAACAUGAUGACAACGUCUCCUUGGGAAUUGAUCAUAGAACUUUCUACCGAUUUGAGGCAGCAUGGGACAGCUCCAUGCACAACUCCCUACUCCUGAAUAGAGUUACCCCCUAUGGAGAGAAGAUCUACAUCACCCUCUCAGCCUAUCUGGAGAUGGAGAACUGCACUCAACCGACAGUCAUCACCAAAGAUUUUUGCAUGGUGUUUUACUCCCGCGACACCAAGCUUCCCGCAUCUCGUUCCAUCCGAAACCUCUUCAGUACAGGCUGCCUCAGGCCUUCAGAGAGUAACCGUGUCACCGGAGUCUACAAGGUGACACUCUGCUAUGUGGCUGACAACGGGAGUCCAGGCAUGCAGCGGCGUCGCAGACGAGUGCUGGACACCUCAGUGGCGUACGUCCGAGGAGAGGAGAACCUGGCCGGAUGGAGGCCUCGCAGUGACAGCCUCAUUUUGGACCACCAGUGGGAGUUGGAGAAACUCAGCUUACUUCAGGAGGUGGAGAAGACCCGGCAUUACUUGCUCCUGAGGGAGAAGCUGGAGGCCACACUGCUGGCCGGCCAGGAUGCUCUCUACAAGGGCGGUGACAUCGGCGAUUUUGCCAAGAGUCCACUCCAUAGCCAGAGUCCCGCAAGGAGCCCAGCACUGGACAGCCCCAACCAGAGGCAGAGGGAGCUGGCUGCCAAGUGUCUGCGUCUGCUGAUGCACACCUUCAACAGGGACUACAGCCAGGUGAGCAGCAGUGCCAGUGAGAGCAAGCUCUCCGAGAUAUCGGUGUCGCUAAUGAGGGAGGCGUCCAUUUCCACGCUGAGCACGCUCACGCCGUCCUCCACCUGCCCUUCGCUGAUCGAGGGACACUAUGACAUCAGACACGCGGAGCCCGGUUCGGGAGCAUCCACCCCUGAUCUGGACCCGUUUAGCCCAGUGGACAGAAAAAAAGCUCUCAAAGGCUGCAGCUUUGUUCCAGACAUACAGGAACUACGAGUCAGCCCAAUUGUGUCCAAGAAGGGAUACCUGCAUUUUCUGGAGCCCCACGCCAGCGGCUGGGUAAAACGCUACGUAGUGGUGCGCCGACCCUACGUUUAUCUGUAUCGUAGCGAGAAGGACAGCGUCGAGCGAGCCGUCAUCAACCUAUCGUCGGCCAAGGUGGAAUACGGCGAAGACAAGCAGACCUUGCUGCGGACUCCAAACACGUUUUCUGUGUGCACCGAGCAUCGUGGGAUACUGCUUCAGGCCAACAAUGACAAAGAGAUGCACGACUGGCUUUAUGCCUUCAAUCCUCUACUGGCGGGUACCAUCCGGUCCAAACUGUCCAGACGAAAGUCAGUCCAGUUGGCGCCGGUUGCCCAGAGGAUUUGAGAUUCUUCACAGGCGUCUUUGAAAAUGGCCAACACAACACCCACAAUACAACAAUCUAAACGCCACCAACUCUCCAUUUUAAACAUCCAUAAACCACUGAAAUAACCUAAAUAUAUAUAACAUGCCAUCACUCUUACAAACCUGCAUGUUGACACCACUGUGUAUAGUCAUAUACAAGUAGUUAGCUCUUCUUUAUUAUUAGUAAGCAGGCUAAUCCAUUGCGUGUGUUAUUUUUGUACACAGUGCCACCCGAUGGUGGGGGUGGUGGGGGUGGUGGGGAUGGUGGGGGUGGUGGGGCUCCUCUGCACGAUAGCGCUAGUCUGCCUAUUCUAUCGUUUUGUAUCCGGUUCGCUUCGGAGGUAUCACGGUACAUGUAAUAGUAGCACGUGGCUAUGGAAAGCAUUUAUUUGAUAUCCUUAAUCCGUGUACUAGUACGCUCUGUCCCGGGGAGUACGACUAUUCAGAGGACUUGUAGAACAUUGUAAAAACAUUUCGGCUACUAGGGCCAAUUUUGGCCUACUAUUAGUAUCAAAGAUACCGAAUACAUGAUGUUUAAAAUGAAAUGUUUGAGCAAUUAUUCGAAAUCCUUGAUAUCCAGCUUAAGGUUGAUUUACUAGUACGCUCUUUGUCCUCACUAGUAGGAAGGACAAUGUUGGCAUGCUAGGAGGACAACUCCAUGUUACUAGUGAGGAAAAACUGCUAGUGGGAAUUUUGGUCCUACUAGUGCGGUCCAGGAGGCUUCUAGUAGAAUGUGCACUAGUAGAAUGACUGGGGUGCACUAGUGGAAUAACUGUGUCUUACUAGUAAUAUGUUUCCACUACUAAUGCCACUAUGGGCUUACUAGUAGGCUACGCAAUUUAACUGUACUCGUAAACUCUGCACGAAUAUUUCUUGGCCCAACUCGAAGGAAUGUGUCACACACAAAUAGCCUCCUGGCCCCUAGAAGUACCACCAAAAUGCCCACUAAUAGUUUUUGACUCACUAGUGAAAUUGUCCUACUAGUAUGCCAAAGUUGUCCUACUGGUGUGCAGACACGUCAUACAGUUUGUGGAAACAACUUUGCUAGUAAGAUACAAUCGUUCUACUAGUGCGCCCUAGUCAUUCUACUACUUUACAUAAAAUUGUUUGAGUAUUUAUUCUUAAGGUCUAUACCAGAAGGCCAAAAGUCCCACUAGUACUGGACAUUUUGUUUUUACUAGUUAGACACAGUUGUUCUACGAGUGCGCUGAAUUGUACUACUACUACUAGUGACAUUAUCAAAUUCUACCCAUUAACAACUAGCACUUGACUAGUAGUACUUGUAGCCCAGAUGCGGCUGACUAUUAACACUUAGUUGUCCUACUAGUGCGCAGACAUUUUAUGCAGUAGUUGAAAACAAAAGUUACUAGUAAGAGUGUCGUUCGACUAGUCUAUUGCACUGAAUUGUCUUAAUAGUGAGGACAAAGUGCGUACUAGUACAUAGACCUUAAGCCGGCUCAAUUAUGGUAGCAUGAAUGUUGAUGUGUUCCCCGCCAAAGUCGAGCAAGACGACACCCUGGCCUUGAAAAGAGGGGGAAGAAAAAGAUAAUCCCUUGUGCAUAUUAUCACAGAGUAACAUUAUUUUCUGUUGCUUUAUGCUUUUAGUUACUUGUGAUGGAACUACCGACCAAUUUUGUUGCACGGCACUUUAUCGUCCUUGUUGAGUUGUUGCAUUACCAAAGCUUUGUUUUUUUUCGUUUGUUUCUUUGUUUUCAACCAAAAUCCAGAUUAUAAGAUUUUUUUAAAAAUAUUUUUCUGAGCAAUUAUCAGUGGUGUGUUUAGAGUGAUUUUUCCUCCCUGGUCUGCUCUGGAAAAUAGUCACGGCCGGCAGUCGUAAAUGUGAAAGCCGGUCAAUAUUUAUAAUAGCGAUUGUCGGAUAUUUCGUGAUGUGUGCUGUGUUGAUCAUGUCGAUCACGCCACACACUAUAAGAACACACGUGGUGAUUUUUGUCCUCGUCAUGUGGCGGGUCUCUUGCAUUUUUUAAAAUCAGGGUACUGUACUCACAUCAUGAUUUGAGCUGAUAAUCACCACGGGUGCUUACUGUUCUUAUAAUGUGUGUUGUACUCCAGAUGACCAACACAGCAGGGACCAUUUUCUAAGCAGGUCAUGGUGGGGGGGGGGGGGGGGGGGGGGGAAAUCACUUCUAACCCAGCCUCCGCCCCAGGAUAAUCACUCAGGACAUCUGACAUUCUGGCCUUUGCUGACUUCAAUUACAACAGAGGAAAAAUGAUCAAACGUGGCCCGAUUGUUGUGUGUGUACUCGCUGCUGAAUAUGUUCAAAAUCAGUGUGUGCACCCUACUUUUAAAUCUACACAUUGAGAAUGUCCACACAAAAACGGAAGAGUUCUUUCAGUCCAGUCGCUCCUGCUUUUUCCAUUCCUACAUACAUACGUUUCUAUGUGAAUUUGAUCUAUCCUGUCUUUCAUGCACCGGAAAAAAUGCUGCUUUGUAUAUCUUUGACUUAUUAUCGUCACUAGUAGCGCAAUACAAGAAAAUGUACUUGUAAUGCGGGAGCCUGUGCUAAUGGGAAUUUAGUAGUAUUGCAGACAAAAAGUAGGUCCAAUUGGUAGAUUGAUUAUGCCGUAAUCAAGCCGUAACAUUUAAAUUACUUUUAUGUUAAUAAUAAUAUUUAUGGAAAACAUUUCAUGUGAGGUAUGACCUGCAUUCCGAUAGUAGCAUUGAGUGUUUUCCGUUUGUUUCUCAUUGUUUUGCACGUUCCAGAAUUCACCUUUUUUAUUAUUUUAUUUAUUAAUUUUUUUUUGGGGGGGGGGGGGGUUAAAUUCGCACUACAUUCUCAUGCGAUCAUAAAAAGGCAAAUUCCGCCCAGCUGCUAGUGCCUCCCUCUUUCUUCACCUUCUUUCCCUCAGCUUCUAUGUAGUAGGCUAAGUCUGAGUGCUAUUAAUUUUUGUUAUAGAAAUGACAUAUACAAGUGAAUAUCCUCAUAUAGUCAUAUGUUGUGCUAGCCUGUGACAUCCUCGGUAUAUCUUGGUAUCAUUUGUAAACAAAAAGUCAAUUUGUUUACUUUGUAGCUGUUUUAACGCUUGACAAUGAACUUAUAAGGGGAUGGUUUGUAGUUGUUUUAAUGCGUCGAUGACUGUUUUUCUGGGCUUUUAUUGAGUCAAGGCACAUAAUUUUACAUCUCCACCAAACAAAAAGGCCACAAAAAUUAUAUCGUUGGUGUCGGUUGGAAUCCUCUCAUCUCCCCCCCCCC